Callithrix jacchus (white-tufted-ear marmoset) is the source of this 5122-nucleotide messenger RNA. RefSeq names its product factor interacting with PAPOLA and CPSF1 (gene FIP1L1). Gene Ontology annotation, cellular component: mRNA cleavage and polyadenylation specificity factor complex. The record is from RefSeq and is a predicted model, not a curated record. Lineage: Eukaryota; Metazoa; Chordata; Mammalia; Primates; Cebidae.
CCGCGGAAGCGAAGCCACCUAGAGACGCCGCGCCGAUUGGGUUUGCUGCGCAUGCGCAGGCGGACCUCCUCAGGAGUCUUCAUCUUUGCCGCCUCAGCAGCCUUCCUGGGAUUUGAGUCUCGCGCUUUCUUCGUUCGCUCGCUGGCGCGUUCGCGCCUUUCUCGCGCCCCGGGGCAGCGAGGCUGGGGAAGGGUUGGAGGGGGCUGUUGAUCGCCGCGUUUAAGUUGCGCUCGGGGCGGCCAUGUCGGCCGGCGAGGUCGAGCGCCUAGUGUCGGAGCUGAGCGGCGGGACCGGAGGGGAUGAGGAGGAAGAGUGGCUCUAUGGCGGCCCAUGGGACGUGCAUGUGCACAGUGAUUUGGCAAAGGACCUAGAUGAAAAUGAAGUUGAAAGGCCAGAAGAAGAAAAUGCCAGUGCUAAUCCUCCAUCUGGAAUUGAAGAUGAAACUGCUGAAAAUGGUGUACCAAAACCGAAAGUGACUGAGACUGAAGAUGAUAGUGAUAGUGACAGUGAUGAUGAUGAAGAUGAUGUUCAUGUCACUAUAGGAGACAUUAAAACAGGAGCACCACAGUAUGGGAGUUAUGGUACAGCACCUGUAAAUCUUAACAUUAAGACAGGAGGAAGAGUUUAUGGAACCACAGGAACAAAAGUCAAAGGAGUAGACCUUGAUGCACCUGGAAGCAUUAAUGGAGUUCCACUUUUAGAGGUAGAUUUGGAUUCUUUUGAAGAUAAACCAUGGCGUAAACCGGGUGCUGAUCUUUCUGAUUAUUUUAAUUAUGGGUUUAAUGAAGAUACUUGGAAAGCUUACUGUGAAAAACAAAAGAGGAUACGAAUGGGACUUGAAGUUAUACCAGUAACCUCUACUACAAAUAAAAUUACGGCCGAAGACUGUACUAUGGAAGUUACACCAGGUGCAGAGAUCCAAGAUGGCAGAUUCAAUCUUUUUAAGGUACAGCAGGGAAGAACUGGAAAUUCAGAGAAAGAAACAGCACUUCCCUCUACAAAAGCUGAGUUUACUUCUCCUCCUUCUUUGUUCAAGACUGGGCUCCCACCAAGCAGAAACAGCACCUCUUCUCAGUCUCAGACAAGUACUGCCUCCAGAAAAGCCAAUUCAAGCGUUGGGAAAUGGCAGGAUCGAUAUGGGAGGGCCGAAUCACCUGAUCUAAGGAGAUUACCUGGGGCAAUUGAUGUUAUUGGUCAGACUAUAACUAUCAGCCGAGUAGAAGGACGGCGACGGGCAAAUGAGAACAGCAACAUACAGGUCCUUUCUGAAAGAUCUGCUACUGAAGUAGACAACAAUUUCAGCAAACCACCUCCAUUUUUCCCUCCAGGAGCUCCUCCCACUCACCUUCCACCUCCUCCAUUUCUUCCACCUCCUCCGACUGUCAGCACUGCUCCACCUCUGAUUCCACCACCGGGUAUUCCAAUAACUGUACCACCUCCAGGUUUUCCUCCUCCACCAGGCGCUCCACCUCCAUCUCUUAUACCAACAAUAGAAAGUGGACAUUCCUCUGGUUAUGAUAGUCGUUCUGCACGUGCAUUUCCAUAUGGCAAUGUUGCCUUUCCCCAUCUUCCUGGUUCUGCUCCUUCAUGGCCUAGUCUUGUGGACACCAGCAAGCAGUGGGACUAUUAUGCCAGAAGAGAGAAAGACCGAGAUAGAGAAAGAGACAGAGACCGAGAGCGAGACCGUGAUCGGGAUAGAGAACGAGAACGCACCAGAGAGAGAGAGAGGGAGCGUGAUCACAGUCCUACACCGAGUGUUUUCAACAGUGAUGAAGAACGCUACAGAUACAGGGAGUAUGCAGAAAGAGGUUAUGAGCGUCACAGAGCAAGUCGAGAGAAAGAAGAACGACAUAGAGAAAGACGACACCGGGAGAAAGAGGAAACCAGACAUAAGUCUUCUCGAAGUAAUAGUAGACGUCGCCAUGAAAGUGAAGAAGGAGAUAGUCACAGGAGACACAAACACAAAAAAUCUAAAAGAAGCAAAGAAGGAAAAGAAGCUGGCAGUGAGCCUGCCCCUGAACAGGAGAGCACCGAAGCUACACCUGCAGAAUAGGCGUGGUUUUGGCCUUUUGUGUCUAUUCGUACCAGAAGUAGAUACUAUAAAUCUUGUUAUUUUUCUGGAUAAUGUUUAAGAAAUUUACGUUAAAUCUUGUUCUGUUAGUAUGAAAAGUUAACCUUUUUUUCCAAAAUAAAAGAGUGAAUUUUUCAUGUUAAGUUAAAAAUCUUUGUCUUGUAAUAUUUAAAAAAUAAAAAGACAGCAAUGACUUUAUAUCCAAGAAAGGAAUGUGAAUGAGUCACUUAACAGGGAAUCCAAAGAGCCUGUGUUAGCUUUGUACCUAUACAAUAUCUGAUAAAAGGUCAAGGUUCCACCUUAACCAGUUUUUGUUGUUGUUAACCAAAUACCAGUCUUGUAAGAGGCUGUACAAGAGGCAACAAAGGGUCCCUUCUAAGGCUUGAGAUUAAAACUAGUCUUUAUCAUUACUGCUGUGACACUCUUGCUUAGUAUCUUAAGAGAAUUUUACUUACUUACACAUUUUCGAUAUCACAACUUUUUGAUGACAGCUUUUCAAUGUUCUAAAUUUGGGUUCCUGGUGAAGCUAAAUGGGGUACACUUUCAUAUCCAGAUUAAUAAAACCUAUAAGGCAUUUGGGUGGCCUCUAUGAAAUAAAUUGCCCUUAGCGUAGUUUCUAGGAGGCACAUGUACAAACACUCUUUAUUGUGACACACACAAAUUAUUUGAAUCGCCUCAUGACCAUCUAUAAAAGCCAGGGUCAAGCUGGUUUGGCCUUCGUGAUGCGUUUUCCAAAGCCCAUUGGUAGAGGAGCACAAGUUUUUAUGCAGUUACUAACUAUUGUGGAAAAAAAUAAGAGCUUUAGCCAUUUCGUAUUAAAACUAAGAAAACAAGUUUCUAAUUCUCUGAGCAUUUUUAGGGAUAACCCUAGGAGAUAUUUGUCAGUGAUGGUAACAACAUGAUAUUUGAAAGAAUAAAUUACUAGGAUCUUUUAAAUGGUACUAUAGGUAACCUUAAUUAGUAUCACAUACUAAAAGACAAGUAUAAUUUUUGAAAAAUAUUUAUUUCUUGUUUGAUGAAAACAACGUUUCUCAGCAAUGCAUUUAAAAAAAUCUUUUGGCUUUAAAUUAAAAAUGCCCAUAAUGUACCCUUGGCAGACUUCAGCCUAUACCAAAUUUUAAAUUUAAAUCAGUUUGAAUUCAGUGGGUUAUACAAAUCAUUUUAGCUGUUUUAGGGCUUUUUAUUGAAUAAAAAAUAUAAACAGAGUUGUGGAGUAAUGAGAAAUCUUCCACACUGAAAAAAGAAAAACUAGUAGUUUUUUUUUUUUUUUGGAAUCUAAUUUUCUCAGGUGUAACUGGCUUUCAUUAGAUCAUACUUUUCCUGAAAUUUGUACAAUGUGUUCAUUAAAUAUAAAAACUGACAAGAUAAAUACAGUGUUUCAACUUAGCUUGUGAUUUUUCUGUUUUUCUCUGACCCAUCAUUGAUUCUAUAAAAAAGUGCCAGGCCAAGAAACAAUAGUUAGAGUAACUCUUCCUUUAAGUUCUUUCAGCAUUCUUGCCAAGCACGCAUGUGUCAUUCCUGAUGUACUUCUGCCAUUGACAGCAAGAAGAAUAUCACCACAUCUAGAAAAACAAAGAGAUGAUUAAUAUUUUAAUUCAUUGCUGAAGCUAAUCAAAGUUUAUUUUAGUGGUCCUAGCUUUUCCUACAUCUGACCAUUUUAAUUAUAUGAACUUCUAAUUUAGAUAUUUCUUGCCUCUUAUUUACAUUCUUCAAUCUCAAUAUCCAUUCAGCCUAUGUUAGAGGAGAAUGUAUGGGAAGUUGUAAUAUGGUGCCAAGAACAUGUAUAAUUAUUUUGGAUUUCUCAGAAGUUGAAUGCUAUAUAAAUAGUUUAAAUCCCCACAAAGUAUAAUAAAUACAUGCCUUAUCUCAAAUAGGCCAAACUUUCGCAUUUAUGAAACAACAUUUAAGUUUUUUUUUUUUUUUGUUAGUCAUUAUUACCUAAUUCUUCCAUCAUGGUAUGCUGGUGUUCCUUCAACAAUGGAUUUGAUGAAAAAAGGUUUGUUUCCAUUGUAUUCUUCAUAACCUCCUACAAUGCAGAAGCCCAGACUUCCAGCUGUGUUUCUUCGUAAUAUAAUAUCUUUACAGUUAUACAAGUACCUGAAAUAGAAUGUAAUCAGUGUACAUCCACAUUGAAGUUUCACAGUUAAGGGAAUACUUUCUGUGAUUCAUCCCCCAUUCCUUUUGUUGGUAUUUUAAAGGCCAAGUAGCACUGCAUAGGUCCCAGUCAAAAUUGUAUCAUAACUUGGUGACUUGUGCUAACUGGCUUUUUGUAAUUGAACCUCUGUUUUCCAUAAUUUUUAACAUCCUUAAAAAAGUGACACCCCUAUUGUAUUGUUACACAUUUAUUGGGAAAGAUAACCAUUUUUAGCUUAAAAGAAGACAUUGCUCGAAUUUGUAUUAGCAAAAAGUUGGAUAGGCCUAAACCCUUAUUGAUGAACAAACAUGGAUGUCAUAUUUUUGAAAUAAUUUUUAAUGAAGGCAAAAAUCCUUUGAAUAAUCUCGAUGAAAGCAAUUUAGACCUAAUCUUAAUAAAUGAAUUUGUAUACUUUGGCCUUUGAAAAACACCAGUUUACACCCAUUUCUACACAUUUGAUAAAUCAUAGGGAAGCAUUUAGGCAUAAAGUGAAUGGAAACAGAUACAUUUAAAGAUUAUGAGAACAUAUAGGAGGAAAAACGCAGUAAACUGGAUCAGAAGUUAUAAAAGGAAUAGGAGAAGGAAAGGCUCAGCUCUUCUGUAAAUUAGUAGAAUACUCAAUAAAAUAGCAAAUGAGAUUGAAGACGUUUUUAUUCAGUGGCCUCCAAUGGAUCAGUGUUCACCUAGGUACAGGACAAGUGUUAACUGUUACAGUCGCCACAGAAGUGUGUGUCACGAGCUGAAUUUUACUCCAAGAUGACCUUGUGUCGUUGUAGUUGUAGUCCAGGAACUGGUUUGAAAGGAAAUUAGCAUUUUCAUGUUGGAAAAAAUCAAGAUAUGGCUAUUUUGUUUAUAUACUGUAUCUUAAAAUAUUAACUGCUUUUUAAAAACCAAUAAAAAGUCUUGUGAAAUGUUAA